Cydia pomonella (codling moth) is the source of this 1302-nucleotide messenger RNA. It is a transcript of the gene CPR65, whose product is annotated as larval cuticle protein A2B-like. Lineage: Eukaryota; Metazoa; Arthropoda; Insecta; Lepidoptera; Tortricidae. The transcript is spliced from 2 exons. The coding region runs from base 284 to 691 and encodes 135 amino acids. Gene Ontology annotation, cellular component: extracellular matrix. The record is from RefSeq and is a predicted model, not a curated record.
CGUUGGAGUCCCAAGCGUCGAUAGAUUGUAUCGUCCUGUUUACGUCACAUGGGCUGCUCGCUUAUUAGCCACUGCCAUAGUAUCAAUAAAGGCCUACAAAAGUGUUUUUCUUUAGGAACUAAUUAAAAUGCGAACGGAAACGGAACACCUGCAACCACAGGGCUCAAAUCUCCGCCACCCGAGACUCUUGCGCAAGCAGGAUUGUUUUUCACAUCCUUCGGUAUAAAUCGAGACAUAAUUGAGCACUAAUCAUAGUUCACAGGACAGUCAUCAAGCCAGCGCCAUGAUUCAAAAGGUCGCAGUACUUUCAGCUUUAAUCAUCUCAGCCAGCUGCAUGUACAUCCACCAGUCUCCCUUACCUCUUACCAUCGGUAUCCAACACUCAUACCCAUCCCAUGACUCUCCAUCUUACGACUACUCCUACGCCGUCAACGACAGACACACGGGUGAUGUAAAAAGCCAACAUGAAAGCAGGAGAGCUGACACUGUCGUCGGACAGUACUCCCUCAUCCAACCUGAUGGGCUGAGAAGGACUGUUGACUAUAGAGCUGAUGAUCAUACCGGGUUUAACGCUGAUGUUAGGACUGAAGUUGGCCAUAUUGGAAAUCUAGCUACUGAGUUGCCAGCUGUUUCGAGGAGUUCUUUGGUGCUGCAUGUUCCUAAUCAGAACCACGGUCCUUCGUGGAUGUAAAUUGCUGAAGUGAUCUGAACGAAUACUGUAUAGAAAGGGUCAUCAAAUGGCGGACUCCGGUCCGGAUCCGAUCACCGACCUAUUUAAUUUUUUUGCUCAUUUAUAAAACUCAAGUAGAUCGGACCACGAUGACCAUUUUAUUUUUAAAACCAGAUCCCUGAAGACACUAAUUGGUGACCCCCUGCUCUAUAGCGACUACACUCAUGAUUAAUGAUUCGAAGGUUAGCACUGAAGCCUGAGAUAUGUAUUUGUAUCACUUUUUUGUACUUUUUUUUUCAUGUAUAUGUUGCUACAAAUAAUGUAUAGAAAACUUUCUUCGAUUUUUUUUUAUCAUGCGAAUGUACAGAUGUAUUUGUAUGUAAAAUCUAGACUAUUUUAUUUGCAUUUAACGUAAUACUGCCUUGAAAACAGACUUGUAUUUAGUAUGUAGAUAGAAUAACUAGAGAUAAUUGGUGACCGGUCCAGCUAACCUUGGUAUCUAGGUACGAAUAGUACGAGGGAAAUUGCCUGAGUAAUGCUUAAGAAAUGCAAUACCGGUACCAUGACAUAACUAAGGUUUUAUAAGUCCUGUAAUCAGUCAUCACAAUGUGUUAAGUAAAUUAUUGCAAUUA